UCGAAGGAAACCGGUGCCACGGAGUCUUUCACGGUGGUGUGUGUGUGUCCGUGAGUUCACGGGAGAACAUCGAGAUGUGCAAGGUUGUCUCGUGAGAGCUUUAACAGAUGAACGGGCACUCUCUCUCUCUCUCUCUCUCUCGUUCUCCUAUCAUAUCCUGUUGGUGUUGCUGAACGUGUGUGCGCGCGCUGAGCGAUUGCACCGGGGUUGACAACUGUGUCAGAAGACGAGAGUAGAGGCGACUUAAGCGCUCGCGAAACAGCGGAUCUUUACAACGUCUAUUUUUGAACUCAAGCCUCUGGUGGCUCGAGGGCUGGGCUGCGCGGCGGAGACGCACAGAGCGAUGACACGCGCGGACGAGGCUUCUCAAGAAUCUACCGGCUUUUUGUGAUAUCUUCGGGUUGAGGCGAAUUUCUUGACCGUCCACUGAGCUAUAAGCACUACUUUAAAUACCCUAUCCUGUUCUUGAAUCGGAAUAUCGUUUAUAAUGUCUUGAAACGGGAGACUGCCGAGAUCAUGACAGACUACCGGGAGGAUGGCAUGGACCUGGGCAGCGACGCCUCCAGUCGUUCCAGCUCCGAGUCCAACUCCAACAAGGUGACACCUUGCUCCCCCUCUCUGGACCUGGCAACCCUGGAAGACUAUAAAUCAUCCCCCUCUCUGGACCUGGCAACCCUGGAGGACUACAAAUCAUCCCCCUCUCUGGACCUGGCAACCCUGGAGGACUAUGAGGAGGAUGAGGACUACCAGGAGUACAAGAAGAAGGUGAUUGAGGAGUGGGAGAGCGAGUAUGGGGAGGACUACCCUUCCCAGCAGCCACCAGACCAGGAAGAGCAUGGAGGGGAAGUGGGAACGCUGGGGAGCGACGGACGCUUCCGGAAGGCCGUGAACAGCCGCAGCCUGGCUGAGGAGUUCCAGGAAGUUAAGGCCCCGCCCCUUCCUGUCCCCGAAGGGCACAGCGCCACAUCAGCCGCCAUCGUCCCUGACGAACUGAAACAAAAUGGGAACGUGAUUCUACCGGGGCCACGCCACCACCAGACCCCUGCAGCCCCACAGGGAGGGAAGGCCCCUGCAAAGCCCAGCCAGAGGGGCUACGGGCGGGGCGGGGGCAUAGGGGGAGGGAUGGGGGGGCGGGCAGGGGGAGAUGGGGAGGAGGAGUGUGUGGAGGAGGAGCCCCUGCCUACGAUGGACUGGGCAGCACUGGAGAGACACCUGGCGGGGCUGCAGUGCCGGGAACAGGAGAACCAGAACCAGAACCUCAACCAGAACCACUGCAUGGGCAAGUCCAACUACACCUCAGUAAGUACACUGGACUCGUGUGUGUGUGUGUUGUGUAUUGUGUGUGUUGUGGGUAAGUGUAUGUAUGUGUGUGCAGGCCUGUGUUUCUGUGUGUGUGUCUUAACACCGCUGUCAUACAUUGUUGUCAUAUCUCCGUAUCACCGUGAUCCUGAGGCUGCGUCACUAAUCUGCCGUGAUCCAUGUCAGAUGGACUUGGGUAAUACUGUGUGUGUGCAGGAAUGCUGGAAUAAGGCUGGAUUACUGGGUAAUGUAGCGCUAAGAUAUGUGGACCUGGUGUGUGUGAGACCAGACCUUCUCUUAGGAAGAGAAGGAGACUGGUCCAGCAUCUCCAUGGCAACCAUCUCCUGGGCGCUGGCUGGUUGA
Messenger RNA from Osmerus eperlanus (European smelt), 1662 nucleotides. Its product is annotated as schwannomin-interacting protein 1-like. The record is from RefSeq and is a predicted model, not a curated record. The coding region runs from base 517 to 1662 and encodes 381 amino acids. Gene Ontology annotation, cellular component: cell junction; plasma membrane. Lineage: Eukaryota; Metazoa; Chordata; Actinopteri; Osmeriformes; Osmeridae. Gene Ontology annotation, biological process: positive regulation of hippo signaling. The transcript is spliced from 3 exons.